Penicillium expansum is the source of this 465-nucleotide messenger RNA. RefSeq lists its product as uncharacterized. Bases 1 to 465 code for a protein of 154 amino acids. The record is from RefSeq and is a predicted model, not a curated record. The transcript is spliced from 2 exons. NCBI's taxonomy places the organism in Eukaryota, Fungi, Ascomycota, Eurotiomycetes, Eurotiales, Aspergillaceae.
AUGACAGACUCUACCAUUCUGAUCACGGCUGGUCCGUACCAAUUCCUCGCGAAGCUCGAGUCUGCUGCCCCUAAGACUGUCAAAUUGUUCCGCUCUCUCCUCCCAUACCGCCAGAAGCUCAUUCAUGUUCGAUGGAGCGGCGAGGGUAUGUGGAUUCCAUUGGGGGAGGCCAACUUCAACCUCCCCUUCGAAAAUCACACGGCGCAUCCUGCGCCUGGUCAGAUUCUUUUAUACCCCGGAGGUAUCUCGGAGACGGAAUUUCUUUUCUGUUAUGGGGGAGUUGCCUUUGCAAGCAAGAUGGGAGCCCUUGCUGCGAAUCACUUCUUAACUAUCACUGAAGGGUCUGAAAACUUGCAUGCGCUUGGUAAGCUGACACUGUGGAAAGGAGCACAAGAUGUGUUAUUUGAGCUGGCGGAUGAGGAUAAAAUUCGCCAAUUCAAGGCAGCUCGAGCUGCUAAACUUUAG